CGUCCAUCGUCUAUCGUCUAUCGUCCAGAAUCCACCGUCUGGGUUUUAGCACAUGCCCACUGGCUUUCAAUCUGUUGCUCUAGUGUUCUGUAUAUUUCAGGUAGCGACUCAGGACUCCAUUCAGUUUCAAGGUCCUCAAUCUGUUUCUGGGAAAGAAAACUUCUCUUGAUCUUAGAUGAAUUCUUAGAAAGAAAAUUAAUCUUGGCAAUUCCGGCCCCGGAAGUACCACAAGCUCUCAAGCUAUCUCCGUUCGAAUAACGGUUUCAGCCGUUUGGAAACUAGGCAGUCAAGCACAAUAUGAAUGCAACGCUUGGCAAUGCUCUCCUGAGUCAGUCAGACUUUCCUUCCAACUUCUGUUGUAAAAAUGUCACCGAGCAUGAUCUGAAUACCACGGUUUAUGCGUCUCAAAUCAUCGCCGCGUCUGGCACUGGACUAUUCUACUUGAUCAUGUUUUGCCUGGGUAUCCUCGGCGUUUGUUUCGAGCAAUGCGCCAAACUGCCCUCUUCUCAAGGUACGCUUUUCUUUUUUCUUGUAGGAGCACUGAUAACCUUUGUAAAUGUCCUCACCAAUGCAGACGAACUUCAGGUCAAGCUGACUUACCGCAUUUUCACAAUAUUUCUUAUUGGAAUUGUCUUCGCUGUAUUUGGCGCCGCGCUUUUCUUCACAGUGCCAUCCGGAGAUUGGGCAGAUGCACCAACUUUGGGUCGACAACAGCCUUCAAUGGGACUCGUAGUUACAUUAAUUACAUUACCUCUUGUCGCCAUCGAGAUUGUUCUUCUUGUCGCAAGUGCGGCUUCCAGGAAUACGGACGGGUCGGCAGGUCGACCGUUAACAAAGACAAUUUGGAUAUACGUACUAGUGGACAAAUCAAUAUUCCUCGCUCAAAAGAUUAUUCAAGUAAUUAUUUAUCUCUACCUACGGAAUACGAUUACUUGUCAGGGGUACAAAGAAAAUGCCCAGUUUUAUUUUAGAACACUGUCCUUCUUCAACUUAAUCGAGUGGGUCGACUCGCAGGUGAACGUAAACAGCGAUGUUCGAUUGAGCGGAAUAGCCAAAGAAGUUGAUGGCUGGUUUAAUGCUUUUACUGAUUUGUACACCGCACUAAUCAUAGAUUACCGCUUGUUGUGUUCGUUGCUUUUUCUUGAGCACUCAGUGGACGUUAUUGAAACUGAACACAACAACAACAACAACGAAAUCGAAGAAGCAGACAAUAUCGAAGGGCCUACCGGAAGAAACUUGACCCCACGCGAGCGACUGAUAAGAAACGUAGGAUAUGUCCUUGGUUUUUCCUGUCUUAUUGCCCCAGUGCUCUGUGGACUAUAUUAUGUGCACCAGUUUCACCUCAAACCAUGGGUCAAUGUCUCUGCUAUAAUCGUCAAUGCGACCAUCGUUGUUUUGGGAACGUGUCUUCUGUGCAGUAAUGACUUGGAUGGAGGAGGAAAGAAGGAAUCACAUGGAGUUAAAAUCAUGGUUUGUUGUAUGGGUGCAGUAGGCUUCACCUGCUGGUUGAUAAAAGCAGCCAUCGCUUGUGUUUGGGCGGCUACCGCAAACGCUAGAAGAGACAUGGGAGGUGACCCAUCAUACAUUGGCUGGGAUGCUCCAAAGUUUGUCGCGCGCUGUGUCACAACAGCAUUCCUGAUGGCUUUGUUCAUGCAAGUAAACGUCAGAGCCUUCCCCUUAAAAAACCCGAACAGAACAGUAAAUUAUCUUCUUGUACCUGCUCUCAUGUUAGCGAUAAUCUCUGUGUUUUUGGAGAGCUUGAUUGAUCAGUAUCUUGGACUGGAUAAAAUAUUCAGGUGUGAAAUCAAAGAGGAAAGCAUGAAGAUUCUUUUUGAGGCAGGUCCACCAAUGUACCUGGGAUUCCUAAUUCAUGUGUCUUUACACUUUGUUAUAAUCCUGACAAAUAUUGUAAAACGAGAUGGUGACUCACCAAAUUCAAGUUACAGAUCAGCUCGCUCAUCAACCAUCUCAGAAUACCUCGAUGCAGAGAUUGAUCCCGGUUGAUGUAGCGGCAACUUUUACAAAGGCAUACUAACUUAAGGAAAAUUAUAUUAGCAUUUAAUGAAAAGUUUCAUCUUGUGGCGAGCUCCGUGAGCGGACAGGAUGAACCAAAUCCUGCGCUGUGAUUGGCUACCUGAGCAUGCAAGAUAGCACUAUCUCUCCCGCUUGGGAUUAUUCGCUAUACCCCGCAAGAAGCAUGUGUUCUUUAUCCCAUAUCAUAAAUCUAAUAAUAAUAAUCGUUUGCUGGAAUUCUCCCGCCGCUGAAGCAGUAUCCAAGUCAAGUCACAAGGUUGAUUUCCUAAAAGCUUUAAUGGUCACAAGUUCGCAAAGGUUCUGACAGUGUCUUAACACGAAGCUAUAUCGAUCUGGACUAACUCCUAAAUUGUUGCGCAAACUCUUCUAAUUAAAAUGAUCAAGUUUCACGAUUUCGUAAUGUGUGCCCCAGUCCCCGACAAUCGUAUCUAUAACGAAAUUCUCGACCGUGAUUGGUUCUCCGCGCGCCUAUUUGUCACGUAA
This is a messenger RNA of Orbicella faveolata, 2517 nucleotides long. RefSeq lists its product as uncharacterized. The record is from RefSeq and is a predicted model, not a curated record. Lineage: Eukaryota; Metazoa; Cnidaria; Anthozoa; Scleractinia; Merulinidae.